Etheostoma spectabile (orangethroat darter) is the source of this 1429-nucleotide messenger RNA. Its product is annotated as putative ferric-chelate reductase 1. The record is from RefSeq and is a predicted model, not a curated record. The transcript is spliced from 7 exons. The coding region runs from base 134 to 883 and encodes 249 amino acids. Lineage: Eukaryota; Metazoa; Chordata; Actinopteri; Perciformes; Percidae. Gene Ontology annotation, biological process: regulation of postsynaptic membrane neurotransmitter receptor levels; regulation of glutamate receptor signaling pathway.
GCCAGGUGAAGGCCACGCCCGCUGUUUGCUGAUUUAAAGGAUUCCCGCAGGGAUCAUAAACACACACCGGACCACAACCCACUGAACAAAGGAACUUUUCUGCAACUCAACAUUUGACUUUUACAGUUCAAGAAUGGAACGAGGAUUGAUCCUGUUGGUUGCUGCAGUGGGGGUUUACGUGGCAUCGGGUGUCCAAGGAAUCUCUUACUUGUCAUUUUCCAAUAAUACACAGGUGAACAUCUCUCAAAUUGGUUGUGGAGUCACCAAACUGUGUGUGCAAACACCAGCAAACUGUGAUCCAACUGGAAACACCAGCUGUCUGUUUGCGUCUGUGAUCUCCAGCACCUCAGUAGCACCCAACGGCUCUGCAAUGUCCUUCCAACUCAGGGGAGACUCCGUGGGAUACAUCGCACUGGGACUCACUGUGAAUGCUUCACAAGGUACCACCAUGCUUUUCAUCUGUGCUCAAAACAGCUCCAAAAAUGGGAGCUUCUUCUUCCAGACGAUGGAUCAGAACAACAUCAACGGCGCUCUCACUCCAGCUGAUAGGAUAACAACAGAAAUCCGUGGCAUCGUAAACAGCAAUGUGAUCAAGUGUGAGUUCAACGUCCCGAACGUGAACGCCUCCAAAACCCAAAUCAGCAGCCCCACCACCUUCUCCCUCCUCCUCGGGACUGGGACUAUAACUGGAAAUGGUCUCAGCCCCUUCAACAUCUCCCUGAACAGCGGCCUUCUGAACCUCGCCAACCCAGCCAGCAACGUCCCCACCACAGCACCACCAGUGGUCAACACAACAACGCCCAGCAGCAGUGGAGCUGUCCAGCCUCACGCCAUGCUGCUCCUGCUGAGUGUCCUCACACUAUACGUCCUGCUGAGAGCCUGAAAGGAAUACUGAGUUCCAGUUCGAUACAAUGAAGGCAGAGGAGUCGAGAAGUGUCGAGUAUCAAGCAGUAAUGGAACUUAUUUAAAAGCGUUAGAAGUAUCUUUUGCGCAAUGUUUCUACCUGAGAUGUACUUGGGCUGAAACUCCAGCUGUUCAUGUGGCAUUUGCAAAAACGUCCUCGAUGGUUUUAGUGGCUUAUUUACUUAAUACUUCUGCUUAGGACUGUAAAAAAAACAUCUUUGUAAUUCCAGUUGGCACUUGGGUAAACUUUUCUACAGAAAACUGGUACAACAGGCUUUUUCAGCAUAUGCAUAUUUAAUGUACACUUUGGUCUGAUGAGGCAGUAUACCUCAAUCUUGGCAAUAAACCUCAAUAGGUAAACAGCCAGCAUCCUUCACCUGAAACCCAACCCAAGAGUGUGGUUGUUAUGUUUUAACAUUGACAUUUGAAAUUAUCUUUGACUGUGAAAUAUCUGUUGAAUGGACAGCAAAAAAAAGCUCCACCUGUUCUAAAAUAAUAAAGUUGAUACUAUGGUUACCUUGUUUGU